GUGUCUGCUGCCAAGGAGUUUCUAAAGACAGAAGACGACCAUACCAUAUACAUAAAGCCCUUGAUCAAAGCAUUAAAAACCGCAAAAAAUAGGAACAUAGUAGCCUGUGUCUUUGACAUAGCAGCCCUGCUCAAUGUUAGGGAGGAGUUUAUUCGUAGAAAAUACCUACAGAAGUAUUUCAAGCGUACAACCACGAGAUAUUCAGUUCUAGGAUACCUUAACUCGUUUAGUAUUGAUUUUUUGGACCAAAGCAUCAAAAAGCGGAUAGAAGAAGAUGCCAGCUUUCAAUCUGAAGAGGUUUACGAAUAUAUCAAAAAUAGACCAGUGCUCGCAAGAGACCUGUUGUUUAGCUCGGGGCCUGGGCUAAUACCUAAGCAACUUAAUAUCAUCGUCAAUUGCAAGCUGUUUUUCAAUAUUCAAAACUACAUCCAACUGUUAGGACACAACACAAAAUUGAUCAGUUUUAAGGCAUUUGAGGCUUUUUCGAUCUUUUUCAAUGAGGUUUCCACAAACGAAAGCAUCUUAGACACGCUUGAUCUUCGGAAUGCUGUUAGAAAAAGAGACGGAUAUCCAAACGAGUACUGCCUGAACAUCGGCGAUAAUAGUGUUUGCAUCUCAGAUGCUACAAACUUCAUAGUUUUUGGAUGGUGUUUUUUGCCUGAGAAAGCUGAAAUUCUUAAAGUUGCCAGAAGUCAGGAUCACAACGGUAGAAUUGCCAAACUAAAAAGUAUUGCCAACAAAUACUCCACCAGAAACCUGCCAAUAGAAAGUGACAUAGAGGAAGACCACCUCGUUACAUACCAUCCAACCACUACCUAUCCAUUUGAUUCUGCAUGCAGUUUCUUUAACCAUUACACUUUUGAUCACUUGUUUGCCAAGCAAUAUAAAAAGGAUAUCUGUGACUGCUAUGAGAUAUAA
Messenger RNA from Vittaforma corneae ATCC 50505, 918 nucleotides. RefSeq lists its product as uncharacterized. The annotation marks the transcript as partial. The transcript has a single exon. Lineage: Eukaryota; Fungi; Microsporidia; Nosematidae. The record is from RefSeq and is a predicted model, not a curated record.